GCGCCGAGUCGACAUGGAAACAACAAGCAGCGAUGAUAAACCCCAGGAACAGCAGACAGAUGAGGGGAUGGAGGCGGACAGGUCCAUGUCAAGGUCUGACAGUGGAAGUGGAGAUGAUUCCCUUGAUGGCCUCUCAAACCAUGUCCCUCGGUGCCCUUUGACCCCAUCUUUAUCGCCACGAAAACGGACCACGAGCCAGUCCAAGACAGAGCCACCACUGCUGAGGACGAACAAACGGACCAUCUACACUGCUGGCAGACCACCUUGGUACAAUGUCACAGGGACCACCUUCAAAGAGGCCUUUGUUAUUGGUCUGUGCGGAGGAAGUGCUUCUGGUAAAACCACAGUAGCCAAUAAGAUAAUUGAAGCGCUGGACGUUCCCUGGGUGGUUCUGCUCUCCAUGGACUCCUUCUACAAGGUUUUAAAUAAAGAAGAGCAGGAGCUGGCGGCCAAAAAUGAGUAUAACUUUGACCAUCCCGAUGCCUUCGACUUUGAGCUGCUGGUCACUGUCCUCAGGAAGCUGAAGAAAGGAAAAAGCAUCAAAGUCCCGGUGUACGACUUCACAUCUCACUGCAGACGCAAAGAAUGGAAAACAGUGUACGGGGCCAAUGUUGUCAUCUUUGAGGGCAUCCUGGCGUUUGCAAACAAGGAGCUGCUGAAGCUGCUGGACAUGAAGGUGUUUGUGGACACAGAUUCUGACAUCCGCCUGAUACGGAGGCUGAAGAGGGACAUCUCACAGCGUGGGCGGGACAUCAGUGGCAUCAUCAAACAGUACAAUAAGUUUGUAAAGCCAGCGUUCGAGCAGUACAUCGAGCCCACUGUGCAGUCUGCUGACAUUGUGGUGCCCAGAGGUGGAGAAAACUUUGUAGCACUGGAUUUGAUUGUUCAGCAUGUUCACAGUCAGCUGGAGAAGAGGAAGCUCCGCUGGGAUAUAUCGGCUUUGGCCUCGGCUCACCAGGGUCAGCCCUUACCCAAAACCCUCAGUGUGAUGGAGAGUACGCCACAGGUCCGCGGCAUGCACACCAUCAUCAGGAACAAGGAGACUAACCGAGAUGAGUUUAUCUUCUACUCCAAGAGAUUAAUGAGGCUUCUGAUAGAGCAUGCCCUCUCCUUCCUGCCCCUCAAGCCAGUAUCUGUGGAAACGCCUCAGGGAGGCAUCUAUAAUGGCAAGAGGCUGAGCGGUAAAAGAAUCACAGGCGUUUCCAUCCUGAGAGCAGGAGAGACGAUGGAGCAGGCUCUGAUGGCUGUGUGCAAAGACAUCAGGCUGGGAAAGAUCCUCAUCCAGACAAACCAUGACACAGGUGAACCAGAGCUUCACUACCUUCGUCUGCCCAAAGACAUCAGUGAAGACUAUGUCAUCCUGAUGGACAGCACAGUUUCCACCGGAGCUGCUGCUCUCAUGGCUGUCAGAGUGCUGCUAGACCACGAUGUAGCAGAAGAUAAGAUCUUCCUGUUGUCCCUGCUGAUGGCAGAGAUGGGUGUCCACUCAGUGGCCUACGCCUUCCCUAAAGUCCGCAUCAUCACCACCGCCGUGGACAAGGAGGUCAAUGACCAGUUCCACAUCAUACCAGGCAUCGGUAAUUUUGGAGAUCGUUACUUUGGCACCGACGCUCCAUCAGACUGGUGCGAGAGUGAUGAAGGGAUGGACUUCUGAAUAGAGAGCCUAUCAGGGACGUGGAGCGUUGUUACAGAAGCACUUACAGCCAUGAAAACCCUGAAGAGACUCUCCUUCAUCCCUCGCUGCUCAUCUGCUCCAUCGACAUCCUCCAGACCAGGGAGGUGAUGCUUUAAUAAACUGCUUCCUGUUCUGAACAGAGUUCACUGUUGGGUCAGCGCGAUUACUGACAAUGUCAGUGAGAGCUCAGCAGAGAUUUCCAUCUGUGCCAUUCCCCAUUCGAGUUUACAGCCAGUUUUAAAGGAGUCAAAGUGUUGGUCAGCUUUGGCACCUUCUCACUCAGUUGUAUUAAUUCCACUGCAAUCUCAAAAGGAGUGUACUGCAAUGGCCACCAAUUUAAGCUGCAUGUUGAGAGAGAAAACUGCUCAAUUAUCAUGUAAAUAUUGUUGAGUCAUGUGUUUUUGUUGCUGAAGCGUUGAGGUUUGAAUUCACGUACUGUCAGUUUACUGGAAGGGCCUUAAAAUUUUCAAGUUUCUUUCGGGAUUUUUGCACAGUGAGUGUCUCUGCCUUUAAAUAUUGUAAAUAAAUCAUUGGUAAAAGUUAGCUGGGAAGAUUUGGCUAGAGCUAGGCUCAGUUUUAAUCCUCAAUUUUAACAGCAGUUACGAAAAAAUGUAAUUCAUAGUGUCAAAUCGAUCCGUCGAUACACUGCUACGUGUUUAAUCGGUAAUUAUCUAAUCAUUUGUUUUGCACAAAGAAACGACAAACAUGAAAUUACAUCUCAACCUUUAUGUCUAGUCUCUAUCACAAGUAUUGGAUGUUUAGGGGAGGAAAUUUCCAGAGUUAGAUGUAACUUAAUUUGCCCACGUAGCAGUGUUGUGUAAUUUUAGCUCGAAGCUUUCAGUAAGAAUUAUUGGUGUAUUGCAGCUUUGCUCGGCUGAUGAAGCUCCAGCUGUCCGUACUGUAUAAUGGUAUUAUCUCAGGCAACUUUCACUGAAAGAAACAAGGAGUCAUACUUGAACAAGAAGACUGACUGACGGAUGAUUAGAGGAAACAAGCAUAUAUUGUUUUAUCUGUUAGAUUUUGUUUUUAUCUCACUGUUUACCACAAUAAUAACACAGAGCCAUUGUGUCCGUUCAAGUAAAACUUACAUUCAUAGGAAGCAAAUAAGAGGCAAAUAUUUAAAUUUUAACAGCAACUGAAUACCUAAUAUUGCAAUUUUAAACACCACUGAAUUGAGAGCAUUGAAAUAUUUUACCCUAAAAACCAUUUAUCUGAAUUAAUUUGUUCAAAAUUUACUUUUUUUUUUUUUUUAAUUAUAAUGAUAUAUAUUUUUAUUUUUUUAAUUUCCCAAUGUUUACAAAUUAAGAUCCAAAAAUUCAAGUUCCAUAAUUUCAAAAAAUAGAGUCAGGUUUUUUAAAUUUGAUGGAUAAAAUUUAGAACUAAAAAUUUUGAUUGAAAAAAAUUUAAAUAAAACAUCAGUCAAAUCCAAUUGGUCAAAACAUUCAGGCUCGAUUGCCUGUAUGCUUGGUAUCUGAGAUGUUGCUAUUUUAAUUUUUUUAACUUGAAUCUUUAGAUUUGAAUUUCACCAGUUGAGUUUGAGCAUGCAGAUUUUUUUUCACCAUAAAGUAUUCAGCAUCUGUUAAAGUUCAGUUACUUAUGUCUCUUAUUUGCUUCCAUAUAUUUUUAACGUGCUCAGAAAAAGUGUCAUUCCUUUAAUUUCUUUUUAUUUUCCAUGAGUUGAAAAAAAAAAAACCUGUCACAUCACAAAACAUUAUAUCACUUAGCUUUAGCUGCUAAUUAAUUCAACGUAUAGCUUUGUAUUGCGUUGCUUGUCAGACUUUGUGUAGAAAGCGCAAGUGUAACGCUCUGUCACUUUCAAUAGCUUGUCAGCAAUAUCAUAAAUGUUCAUAUAUGGGCUGAUAAAAUUUUAACUGACCAGGAGACCAAAUGACACCAAGUGUUACUGCUAGUGGUCUAAUGUCAUGAUUUGUAAACAACUACAGCACUUGUGUUAGCAUAAGUUAGGUAUAUUCAAAUUAACUUAAAGGCCCAGCUCCCCCCCCCCCCCCCAUAUAUAGAGAAACUGGCUCAUAUGGGACACUUACGUGUUGUGGUAAUUUUGUUUGCCGCCCCUUUUUUUAUGUUUUUAUUUAUUAAUUAUAUUGUUUGCAGGGAUUCUACAUCUUCACAUAAUUGUUUUGCAUUACUUUGCGGCCAUUUAUCCAAGUUACAUAAACUAUAUUUUGUUGUUUUAAUGUUUAUAACACUGAAGUUCUGCAGACGCAGUCACUGUCCAGAUCAUAUCAGGUUCAUUUUGACAACAGGCCUCAUGCUCUUGACAAUUUAAAAUUAUGACUGCAUUCUUUUCAGGUGCUCCAGUGCUACGUGCUAGUGUGUAUGCUGUCUUUACUGACACACAGUGAUCAAAGAAGUACCCAAAUCUUUUGCUAUGAGUAAAAGAAUAGUAGUAGUGGUAGAAGUACUCCAUCCUGCAUCUAAAAUAUCUAAAAUAACAAAAACAUAAGCAUCAAAAUACAUUCAAAGUACCGAAAGGAAAACGGAUAAUGAUGCAGAAUGGCCUGUGUCAGAAUAAUAUAAAUUACAGACUUAUAAUUAGUGAUGCAACAAUGUGUUCAUCACUUUAUUGUUGCAGCUGCCCAGUAGUUUAAUCGUUAUUAAUACAUCAGUUAUUAGUGUCUUUAUAUUUUGGAGUAAAAAGUACAACAUUGGCCUCCAAAAUGUAGAGAAGUGGAAGCAUAAAGUAUCAUAAAGAAUUAAAGGUCAAGUACCUCAAAUUCCUAUUUAAGUGCAGUACUUGAGUAAAUGUACUUAGUUUUAUCCCACCACUGCUGACACAGCUAGUUGGAACCAGUCAUUUAUCAAUGGUGUUAGUUACACCUGUGCUUUUGUCAAAUGUCCACCAAGAGAAAGGUUUACGUCCAGCUGUAUUUGAGAGCACAUUACAAUUACGAUAACAUUAUCUACUGUCACUUUGAUCUGUACUGUAUGGCACAAUAUAUUUUUAUGUGGAAGCUUGAAACCUCACAUUAAUUACUUACUGUACAUGAAACUGUUUUAGUGUGCGACGGAUGAAUUGUUUGCACACUGGAUAUUUGUCAUGGCAGUAAAAGCACAGGUGUAACUGUUAACGCUAAUAAUGACUCAGUUCACUUUAGGCCCCAAAGUAAGCCAUGCACCAGUACACCUGAAUGGGAUGCAACCAUGAUUAAUGUUACUAGUUACACCAGUGUGUUGGCACGUGAACAUGUGCUUUGUGAGAAAGAUUUCUUGGUUUCCUUUAGUUUUGUUUUCACAAUUUCCAUUUCACUUGUACAGAAUAAAAAUAUUAACUUGAAAGAA
Messenger RNA from Epinephelus lanceolatus (giant grouper), 4975 nucleotides. RefSeq names its product uridine-cytidine kinase-like 1. Gene Ontology annotation, molecular function: kinase activity; ATP binding. The record is from RefSeq and is a predicted model, not a curated record. NCBI's taxonomy places the organism in Eukaryota, Metazoa, Chordata, Actinopteri, Perciformes, Serranidae.